Biomphalaria glabrata is the source of this 1179-nucleotide messenger RNA. Its product is annotated as cysteine and tyrosine-rich protein 1-like. The transcript has 4 exons. The coding region runs from base 103 to 660 and encodes 185 amino acids. The record is from RefSeq and is a predicted model, not a curated record. Lineage: Eukaryota; Metazoa; Mollusca; Gastropoda; Planorbidae.
UCGCGCUCAGUGACGCGUUUAAGUUACCCAAUACACAGGAGAUCUAGUUCAUGAUAGUGCUUCAUUGACAAGGCGGACAUAUACAUCGAAAAGAAAACCAAAAUGGCGGAUCAAAUGCAUCGAAUUAUGACGAAGAUCGCUUUGUUAUUUCUGCUUCACAUUAUCGUGCCUGCUUCUACACAGAUGUGUCGUAGUGAAGAUUCGAGAUAUAGCAUUUACUGUGACUACGGCUGUUGUAAAGAGUCGUGUUGUCCAAGACCCACAACAUUCUACAGCAUUGGGCCUAUCGUUGGAUCUGUAGUCAGUGGAGGAAUCGCCCUCUUCAUCAUUAUUCUGGCUAUUUGCAUAUGCCGCAGAAGACGUCGUCAGCCAGGAGUUAUCAUCCAUAGCCCAGGAGCGCCCCCUACAGUGAUUUGUCAGAAUUCAACAUCACAAUCUGCAAUGGUCAACACAGCUUGCAUGCCUCCAGGGAGUGUGUACCCUCCACAGCCGUACGGAGCCUACCCCUAUCCACCUGACAAGACUGUCCAGCCGCCCUCAUAUUACCAACAACCGCCCCCAAGCUAUGACAACCUGCCUCCUCCAGCAUACCCCGCAAGUCCAUCAACAGGAACUGCCUAUUAUAAUGAUGGAGUUGAUAAUUUGGGUUUUAAAAGUUAAAACAGUAAACAUAGUGACUUUGGAAUUUGUAUGUCAUUGUAUCAUUUCUCGUGAACAAAACCAUCUAGAUCAGCGGUUCUCAACCUUUUAUACUCGGCGACCCCUUUUUACAAUCCCCCACUCUGCAGCGACCCCACACCCCAGACACACAGAUACAGCACUAGAAGACAAUAACAAUCCAUAAUUUCGAUGGUCUUAGACGACCCCUGGCAAAUCGCCAAUCGACCCCCAAGGAGGUCGCGACCCAUAGGCUGAGAACCCCUAAUCUAGAUCUAGGCGUACAGAAAGUUUCGUCUUACAGUCAUGAUCCUAACAUAAAUUCGUAUUUUUUAAACGGCUCUAACUAUUUUCCUAAAAAUUCGAAAUCUUUGAGAAACGAAUUAUUAGCUAAUUGGAAAUUAUAAUAAUAAUAAUAAUAAUUAGAUAUUGCCUGGAGGUCUAGACCAUCUUUAUUUUGAACUGUCUUGAACAAACAUACGUCAAAGGGUCGGGUAUUACAGCAUUACCACAAAAACAAAA